This is a messenger RNA of Catharus ustulatus (Swainson's thrush), 3060 nucleotides long. RefSeq names its product calcium voltage-gated channel auxiliary subunit gamma 5 (gene CACNG5). Gene Ontology annotation, molecular function: channel regulator activity; voltage-gated calcium channel activity. Lineage: Eukaryota; Metazoa; Chordata; Aves; Passeriformes; Turdidae. The coding region runs from base 915 to 1754 and encodes 279 amino acids. Gene Ontology annotation, biological process: neurotransmitter receptor transport, postsynaptic endosome to lysosome; positive regulation of synaptic transmission, glutamatergic; regulation of AMPA receptor activity. The record is from RefSeq and is a predicted model, not a curated record. Gene Ontology annotation, cellular component: AMPA glutamate receptor complex; postsynaptic density membrane. The transcript has 6 exons.
AGCAGAGCAGCCCAGCCUUGGUGCUGGAGUGAGUGGAUGUGCACAGCUGAUCCAGCUGUGCUCUCCCUCAGCCCUGCUCUGUCCCUGUGCUGGCCGAGGCAGCACGAUGCUGCAGCCUGAACAGGGUCACUGGAUCGUUGGGUUACUGCAGUUCAGGCGUUUGGGAUCUAAAUAAAAGCAUAAUGCACCUCAGGCAGAGGUUAAUGGGCAGCAGCACUCCCAUGGCAGCGAGGUUUCUGCAGCUCCUCCAGCACAGUCCCCAGCUGGUUUGCUGUGCAGCAUUAGACAUUUCCUUCUUUCAUUCUGCUUUUGUAGCUCUUUGCAGGGUACUGAAAGCAGCAGUUGGGCUCAGGUCCCUGACUGUGAGCAUUCUGACAUUCUGAGAGUAGGAGAAUUCUGUGUCAGAGUUGGUAGGGAGAGAGGACUUUGGGAAGAGCUCUGCAAAGGGCAGGGCUCAGCUAUUGUUAGGGUUGUAAACUUUGAACAGAAAUAUAGGUUAGACCUGGAGAGCUGGACCUGGUGUGUGAGCAAUAUUGCAAGCUCAGAGCUUUAGCUCCUGUUUCCCUCUGGUGAAAUGCACUUUGUGUAAUGCUUUUCUACAACACCCCAGGGCAGGAGCUGCCAGCACGUGGAUGCAGAGACCUGCCUGCCAUCUGCCUGUCCCUGUCCCAGCCCUCCUGGGUCAGCCAGAGGGGGAGAGCUGAGGCUGUGCCCUUCCUGCAGGUCCUGCCUGUUUCCAAAGCCAUCCCACUCCCAGCACCAUCCAGAGCUGAAGCCUCCACUGAGGACCCUCAUCCUUGCAGCUGAUCUUCCAGAACUGCUCUUCCCACCUUCAGCCCCAUCAUAGAUUCUCCUCUUGCCAGAGCAUUGCUUCAGCUGGGGUUAACAGAGCUCAGCCCAGGGCAGAGCUCCUGAUGCUGGUGGCGAUGAGUGCCUGCAGCAGGAAGGCGCUGACCCUGCUCAGCAGCGUGUUCGCCGUCUGCGGCCUCGGCCUCCUGGGCAUCUCUGUCAGCACCGACUACUGGCUCUACCUGGAGGAGGGCAUCGUCCAGCCCCAAAACCAGACGGCCGAGAUCAAGCUCUCGCUGCACUCGGGGCUCUGGAGGGUUUGCUUUCUGGCAGGUGAGGAGCGUGGCCGGUGCUUCACCAUCGAAUACGUCAUGCCCAUGAACAUCCAGCUGACAUCUGAAUCCACAAUCAACGUCCUGAAGAUGAUCCGCUCUGCCACCCCCUUCCCCCUGGUCAGCCUCUUCUUCAUGUUCAUCGGCUUCAUCCUGAGCAACAUCGGCCACAUCCGGCCCCACAGGACCAUCCUCGCCUUCGUCUCGGGGAUAUUCUUCAUCCUGUCAGGUCUGUCACUGGUGGUGGGGCUGGUCCUCUACAUAUCCAGCAUUAAUGACGAGAUGCUCAACAGGACCAAGGACUCGGAGUCGUUCUUCAAUUACAAAUAUGGGUGGUCCUUUGCCUUCUCUGCCAUCUCCUUCCUUCUCACAGAGAGUGCCGGGGUGAUGUCUGUGUACCUGUUCAUGAAGCGCUACACGGCCGAGGACCUCUACAGACCCCACCCGGGCUUCUACCGGCCCCGGCUGAGCAACUGCUCCGACUACUCGGGGCAGUUCCUGCACCCCGACGCGUGGGCGCGGGGCCGCAGCCCCUCGGACAUCUCCAGCGAGGCGUCCCUGCAGAUGAACAGUAACUACCCAGCCCUGCUCAAGUGUCCUGACUACGACCAGAUGUCCUCGUCCCCGUGCUGAGCCCCGCGCCCGCCCCGGCGCUCGCCGCGUCCCGACUCCGUUUGUCGUUUUUUUUCGGCCGCUCUUCCUGGCCAAUUCUCUAUUUAUAGGAGCGUAAAUAUAACCAGAGAGAUUGGUUAUAUAACCAAUAGUGUAACCUAGAGAAUUGGGAUGUUUCCCUUUCUUUGGUUUUUUUAUUUUUGGUUGUUUUAUUUCUCCCUGCAUAACUAAGAAUCUCGCCAAAGUCGUCCUCUCUCAGCUCAUCCCGCUGAGCAAACAGCAGUUCUGCCUGGGGGAUAAAUCUAGGGCUGGACUCAAGAACAGGAAAAAAGAAAAUAGAGUAGAACUAAGGAAAAAAAUGGUGUAUUUUUUUGGUGUAGGUAGGUAGGCUGAUAAAGCUUGUGCAUUCGACUGUAUCAUUGAAUUCUAUAUUUACUGGCCAGAGCGCCAGCAGGCAGAAAAGAUUUGUGUAACUUUCCAAGAAAUAACCAGCAUUAGAAAAAUAUAAAUUUUGCCUUGACUGAACACUUACUGAUUGGUAUCUCUCAGUGCUGGGUAUCAGUUCCAGCCAGGCUGGAAUAGGAAAUAGCCAUCCUUCAAUGAGACCUCAGCAGCUUUGGGCACCAGCAGGUUGUUGUUCCCCUAUGGCCACUUGCAAACUGUUGCUUAAAUAUCUCAUGUUAGACUGGAGGCACUCUGGGGUGCUGGGCUGGAGGGGUGGCUCCAGCACCCAAAUUUCCUCUGCUGCCCUACAGACAGGAGAUCUGAAACAUAAAUGGGAAAAUUUCAGCGCAGCAUUGAGUGGAAAACAACCUAAACUUUUCCCAUGGGAAACAUCAGGUGCGGGAUUUAGCAGAAAGAAGUUAUUUCAGUGAAAGGCAAGAUCCCAAACUGGUGUCAAGUGAUGUAGCUGAGAUUAUUGGUACAAGUCCACUGCAGCAAAGUAGUUGGCUUAUAUUACAUUUUGGCAAGAAAAUUAUAUUUUCGCUUUUAGUGUGUGUGUGUAUCUAAACUUUAUUUUGAGGUUUUAAGUUUGAAAAUUUUAUUUGAUGCUUUGGCAUUUUGGCCUUAGCCAGCUGCCAGGGGAGAGCAUCACUGGUGGAAAAUAAAGGGCAGGGAAGGAAAAGGCUGUGACCCCUUGUGUGAGCCCCAGCUUGUCACCUUGCAGGAGAAAGAGCUUUGUCCAAACUUUAUUUCUGUUCUUAUUAUUUUAAACCUUUCUGAAAAUUUCCUUUCUGCGAAACAAGACUGUCUGGGGAUUCUUGGUAUAUUUGAGUUUGUUUUGUCUUACUGUUAAUUAAAAGAAAUAGAAUAUAUGCAGUUUUAA